AUGCUGUCAGCAACCCGCGUGUUCCGCAUCGUGUACAAAACCUUUUACCUCCUCCUUUACAUCCUACUGCUUAUCCUCUUACUCGGCUCACCGGCGGACAUCAUCUACCAGUCGCUAUGGGUGCCACCCAAACACGAAUACUUUGUUAUUGUGCUAUCCACCGCAUACCUUGUCACGGUCUUAAUCGUCUCGUUUGUAUACUCGAUGCGACUAUGGAUCAACCGGGGAGUCUUGGCUGCCAUUCCGAGAUCGAGAAUUCCGAUCGAUAAAGGCGACGUGCCGUCUUCAGUUCGCAAGGAGAUCAUCUCUGGGCUAAGUCGGAGUGCUUCGACUGCCUUUGACGCACGGCCUCGUGUUCUCCCGCCUUCGUUGUCGGCCCCGUUUGGAGCUCAUGGCGGUCAAUACGGGCGGGGACAAAACGAAUCAUCUACAGGAGUUACGUCAGAUGGGGGUCGGUCGGGGACCCCGCAAGAAAAGCAGAAGAAGCGGUUCAAGUUCACGAGCUUGAAGAAGACAUCGACAGUCGGGACCGAAGUGGGAGUAAGCUUCCCCCCGCCCAAACCGGUCUGGGGAGAGAUCGAGCACAACGGCUGGGGCUCGCCGCUUUCGCCUGAUUUUCCUACGCUUGAGUACGCCACAGUUACCUCGGAGCUGGCCAAUCUCAUCGAGGCCAAGGCUAUCACGUUGGCGCCCGAGGUUCCUAGGUCCGCCGCUGCUUAUGAGUUGGGCAUGGGCCCGAAUGGGCAACAACUAGGACACGCCCAUAGUCUAGGAAUGCCGGAUCCAGACGCAGUGGCACUCCUGCAGCGGAGAAAUUUGGGUAUGCGUGAUUAUCUUGCCAGCCUUGCUGAGCUUGGGGUCCUGCCUCCAUCUCAAACGGCGGCCGAGUUUCUUGUCGCAUACGAGCAUGCGCGCUUCUCGACACGGCCACUAUCGGCACGUCGCUUUCGCGAACUCAUGCAACUCUUUGCGGAGCUCUUGCGCUCGAUGGUGCCAAUCGACCCGAUGUUGCUGUACGUGAAUGGUCACGAUGGACACGACCAAGAUGACAAUUCAGAGCAUCGCAUCGGCAGAGAUAGUGAUGGCGGAGCUGCAGGGCGAUCGAGCGAUAUGGACAUAGACGAUGACGCACCCGCGGCUACAGCCACACCAAGCACCUUUGGGAUACCAAGUGACUCUAAUGGCAACAGUGGGAUGCGUGCACACGGCGUUUCUACUCCCCGCAGCUCAAGUCCAUCUAUGUCGAUGCGGACGGACAGCUCGGCAACUACGAGCUCUUCUGGGUCUGGCAGCAGCAAUGCAUCCCAAAUCAGACAUCGACACCGGCGCCGCCGGCAAUUACGGCAUCCUCACGCUGUUCACGCAGGGGCACGCGCCUCUUCAUGGCAGUACAGGACUGCUCCCACGACUCCCAAGGACCUAAGAAUGGCGCCGGGAAAGUCACCUUCUGCGAGGACAAUGGCCACCGCCGCUGCACUGGAGGCGGCGUUCUCGUCCCAACCAUCAUCGUCAUCAUCAUCACCAAGAGUAGGAGCAUCUCCAGAUGCACCAUCCAGGACCAAUUCUCGCAACAGUAUUCCCAGCUUUGCGCAGAGCAGGCAUCCCUAUCCAAUUAGCCAGGCUUCAUCAGGGAGCUUAAGGUCGCUAGCAUCCGGAGGAUCGGUUGUUGUAAGGCUUCGGGACCGGUAG
This is a messenger RNA of Pyricularia pennisetigena, 1689 nucleotides long. RefSeq lists its product as uncharacterized. The record is from RefSeq and is a predicted model, not a curated record. The transcript has a single exon. The coding region runs from base 1 to 1689 and encodes 562 amino acids. NCBI's taxonomy places the organism in Eukaryota, Fungi, Ascomycota, Sordariomycetes, Magnaporthales, Pyriculariaceae.